Messenger RNA from Paramecium tetraurelia, 3816 nucleotides. RefSeq lists its product as uncharacterized. The transcript has a single exon. The record is from RefSeq and is a predicted model, not a curated record. Lineage: Eukaryota; Ciliophora; Oligohymenophorea; Peniculida; Parameciidae.
AUGAAGAAUGGGUUUUAUCAUGAAAAUUCAAGAGCUCUACUGUUUAAAAAGUAUUCAAUCUAUCAAGUACGUUAUCCGACCAUUGAUCAAGUGUUCUACUCAACAAUUCAAAAGUGUUAGUUUGUAAGAGUCAUCAGAAAUAAUGUCAUCCUAUUGGCUUCUGACACUAGAUUGUGGAUAGCAAAAAAUAAUGAAUAUUACUUUGUCGAUGGCUAGAUCUUAGAUAUCGAGGUUGAAAAUGGUUUCAUAUUAGUAACUACUUCAAAAAAAGUUGUGAUUCUCUAUUAUGAUUAUACCCUCAAAGACACUGGCACAGUCAUUGAUUCACGUCUCUUAAACAGUCUACUAGACACAUACAACAACUAUUCAAUCAUCUAAACCAAGUAUGCUUUGAACGAUCUCCUCCUAUUGGAUUCAACCAAAGGAGUAAUUGCACUAAGAGUCAAAUCCAUAAAUGUAUUCGAGUUCGAUUCCAUCUACUCAAGUCCAUUAGAAGCCAAUUACUACUCCUUUUCAGUACUCAAAGAUCUCAAUUCUUACAUCUUAGCCAUAUCUUUUAAUACAAACUAAUUGAUCGUAUAUAAUCGGCACUAAAUCGAUCUACAAUAAUGGUCUAUUCAAGAUCAAGCUCUCCAGAAAACUAGGAUGGAAUUCAUUGGAGAAUUUGGCAGAUAGCAAUUCCUCUGCCUGUUUAAUUCAACUUCUCUUUUGAUACAUCAAAUCAAUCCUUCCUAUAUAAUCAAGACUAUCACCUUCGAAAGUCCCAUGAUCGUUACAUUCAAUGCUUACAAGAGUGAGAUCUAUUUGGUUCAAGAAACCCAACAACAAUCCUUUUUUAUUUCCACUGGAUUGCUUAUCAUGAAACUCAAUAAUCAAGCCAAUUAUGAAUUAUAAAGUUUAUUAUUAAUCGCAACUGAAUUAAAUCAAUGUGCAGUAACCAUCAAUUAUGUCAUUUACAAUUAUUUGGAUAACAAACUGUAUAAGAAGAACAAUCUAUAACAUCAAAUCAAACAACUAAUAAAUUACCCAACUGAUCCUUAAGUACCUAUUUUUUAAGAAAUAGGAGUCUCUGGAUCGAACAUCAAGGCUCAAAUUGAACUCCAGGACGAGAGCAUUUCUUUGAAGCUUGGAUACAUGGAGGAUGUCAAAAUCAAAGGAAUUGUCUGGUCAGAUCUAAAUGAUCAACCCAAUGAUUCGGUCUAUGUUGACAUCUGCGAAGUAGACCAAUAUGUUUACUACUUGGUCCAAUCCAAAACACUCAAAGCCACCUUAUAUCAAUGUUCUAUCAGUAAUCCAUACAAUGAAUUGAACUGCUAAAAAGUUCAUUAGUUUUAUCCCAAUAGAAUUCUGAGCAAGGAUUCCUUUCAAUGGAUCCAUGACAAUUAUGUCAUCUUUGGUUACAUCUCAAAGUUCCAACACACUUUGGAACUUUACAAAUUGAGUCAAUCCAUUGUCUAAGAUAUGUUCACUGUAGCUACAAGUCUAAAGGAUGAGUAAUCUGAAAUAACGUCAUUUACGUUAUCCAAAACUCAUGUAUUUGUUGUUUAAUCAAGAAAAUAAUAAAUAGAUAUCAUAUCAAUAGUCUCUCAACAAGUAAUUGAUACCAUAACAACAUUUGAUGUGCCCUCUUAUCAUUUCAAUCCUAAGACUGUUUAAAUCCAAUCGAAUCUGUUGAUCAUUACUGGCAAUCAGAAUAUCAUAAUUGGCUAUUUUUUUAAUUCCUUCAGAUUAUUGGAUUGCAUAACAUUCUCAGAUAGUGAGUCCCUCGCAGUUGGAGUAACUAAUUAUUCAUUCUUUGUUGCUAUAGAUUACGGUUACAAACAAGAAAUUAGAGAAUAUAGUACAAGGAUGUGGAAAAUUAAUCUACUAAAAAUCAUACCUUUAUUUCAUUACAUUUUACACAAUCCUUUUCAGAUACUCUCUCAAAUGAAUUUAGUUCUUCUUAAAGCCUACACUCCAGUAUUGUAAUAAACUGUGUUAUUAAUCUAUCAGCCUGAAGUUGAGUUGAGAGAGUGCCUAGUUACUAGUGCUCCUUUGGGUUGGUAUGCAGAAAAUGAAUUGAACUUGGGAGUCACAGCCUUUCAUUAAUCUGGACUAUUGAUCCACGCAGGAUCUUAGAAGUAUUUUAAGAAUUUCUUUGUGGCUAAGGACUUUUAGGCUGUAAUAACUUCUAAAUAUGAUUCAAAUUACAUUCACAGAAAGGAACUGAAUAUAUCCUAUCUUACAAUAGAUUCUCCCGGGGUCAUUGAGUAAGUGUAAAAUGUAACGUUUCUUAAUUUGAUGACUAAUAUUGAGGCUGUUUAAAUUCGUGGUGAAUUGUAUUUGGAAUCUAAGAUAGUACAAAUACCAAAUGAUUGGUUUAAGGGGUUGGUGAUUGAUUUUAAAAUAGAAUGCUAACAAUGCAAUGAUUAAAUAAUACUGACACCGAAGGUUCAUUAGAUUUCAAAUGUUCACCAUUAUGAGGAUAUAUUAGGUUAUUGUUAAUUAAACGAGACUCUCUAAGUGAUUCUUACAGAUACCAGUCUCAUUUUUGUAGAUCAUCAGCAUUAUGUGAAACAUCAGCGUUUCUUCUUUGAUUUUGAAAAUUCAUAUACUCCAUAGAACAUCUGGUGCAGAGACACUAUCAUACUAAUAACAGGGAGUGCUGAUGUAUUUUGGACUUCGUUCAUAGCAAUGGUGAUUAGGGAGGGAGAUUCCUUUAGGUUGGUGGAUUAGCCAGUGGUUAUUAAAAUAUUUAAAAAGAUAUUGUAACUUGAGAUUCUAGAACAUUUCAAUUUUAUUCUUUUAUAAGCAAAUGAUGAGGAUGACCAAUCAAAUUUAUGCACAUGGCAUAUAAAUUACGCUUCUCCCAAUUUCCUGAGUUUCUCCAAGAUGUCAUGCAUUGAUAAGUCAAAACAUCCAAACUUUUUGGUGAGGAGCUUUAUCACCUAUUCAUUUGGAAACUUGGUAAGAGUGUUUAUGAAUGAAUUAAAUUUUGGGAUCUAUGUGUAAGAUUUCCAAUACUAAAACGAUUUCAUAAGGUCUUUGAUUAUUCUUAAUGAUGUGAUUAGAAUAUCUCCCAAGAGCAAUCUGGAAGCUUUGUUGGGCGAGAAAAUAAACGAAGGGAUUACGUAUCAUAAAAUUUUAAAGUGUGGAGACGAGGCGAAUAAGAAUUACUAAAUUUUCAAUGUGAUUCUGUUGACGAGAGAAAUUGCUCAUUUAAUGAUGAUUGUUUAGUUUGAAGAUGAAUUAUUUAAGGAAAUCAUAAUAACCAGAUUGAUUCAGAGGUAUUCAGACUUUAAAUUGAUGUUUCAAUCCUCAGUUGCUAAAGAUUACUUAGCACUGGCUUACAAGAAAGAAUCCACUCAUUAGUACUCCAUUUGCUUAUACAAAUUAGAUACUAAGUCUGAUAUCAUCUUGUAAUUUGGAGGAAUUGAGAUCGUAGAAUCCCAUAACUAAUUCUUCUCCCUUCUCUAUGAUGAGAAUGACCAACUAUUACUUCAAUUGUAAUUAUCCAACAAAAAUUUGUCCCUGUAUAAAGUUGAAGAAUUUGCAACACUCACUUUCUUAGAAGAAGCUCACGAAUAACAAUUGGUGUUGACAGCUAGCAAUCUAGUUUCGUCAGCCAGCAUGAUUGUCCAAGCGUACGAAAUUGUACAGACAUCUUCAAUGACGUAAGAAUUUAUGCUAUGUAUUAGGUACUGGAUCUUACUUAUACUUUUACUUCUCGCAAUUACGAUUCUGUCUUUAAUGUUUUUUGUUAUUUAUUGGAAAAACCGGUAGAAGAAAUAGAGAAAGAAAAUGUCACUACAACAAUAAUCAUUAAUACUUAAAUGA